AUGGCCGGAGAAGACGACGAGUUCGGCCUCUCUGUCAACGAAGAAGAAGCGCUUUCCCCGAACGGAGAAUCCUUGACACGGAGGAGAUCACUUGCCAGCUCAAAUCGAGGCCCGAGGUCCAAGCGUGCCAAAUAUGCGGCUGCCGCGUGUUAUGAGUGUAAAAAACGAAAGCUCAAAUGUGUGAAAUCGGAUACCGAAGCGGAGUGUCAGCGGUGCAUCUCCGGCGGUGUACGAUGCAUCUUCGGUCCGGCGCCCCCGCAAGAGGACAACGCCGGUGUGAGGGAAAACGUAAUGAGCAGGAGAAAGUCGAGGCAUAACAGUCAGCCGAGGGAUGACAUUCGGAGCGAGCUGUCGAUGCUUCGAGAACAAGUCGCCAGCUUGGCAAACACCGUUGGAAAACUGGCCGCGAACAAAAGUUGUCAAGCGCCUUCGGCAUCUCCGGGUUCGCAGCAUCAUUUGCCGCCUCACGAAAACGCGUCUUCCCAGGGAGCCAAGGAGCCCAAGCAACCACAAUUCGUCGGGCCGACUAGAUCAGCCUUCAGUCUGAAAGUCGCCGAGACGUCGUUGACGAAAAUGGGCAUCUCAGCAAACAAUACAGCCGCAGAACCCGUGAACGAGUCUCUUGAUCCCACUCGGUAUCCAACACCUGAACAGUCCGAGGCGUCUCAGUGGGUGCAAGGCACAGACGUUCUCCUUACGAUAUCUCUCGACGAGUUCGUGCGGCUUCUCGAAGUCUUUGAGGAAGAGGUCGAGAUUGUUUACCCUUUUGUCGAUACGCGAGAACUGGUCUCAAAAUCGGCUGCCAUACGGGCGUAUGUCGAGGAAAAUUCGGAUUUUACGGCCGCAACGGCUUCCACCGCUCCGUCGACGGGCGUGGAGAUCAAGGACGUGAUUUUGGCGAGGAUUGCCGUUGCCAUCAGCAUGGUGGUCGAAUCACACGGCAGGAACCCUACAAGUAACAAGCUUGUUGAGCCUGUCAAGCAACUCAUCUACCAGUUCUCCAAUGAUGCCGAUGUUGAUCUCAAAGUCGUCCAGAUCAUGGCCAUGAUUAGCAUUUACUACUUCUUCUUGGACGAGGAGCUCCUUGCGUGGAGAAACAUUGGUAUUGCAGCGCGUGGCGCUUUAGAGAUGGGACUGCAUCAGAAAAUGAGUCUGAACGACAACUUUCCGCAUCCUGAAAAACGCGGCCUAGCGGUUCGUGUGUUUUGGUGUGUCUACGUAUUGGAUCGCCGCUGGAGUUUUGGAACAAGCCUGUCUUUUGCCCUUGCUGACAGGGAUAUCGACCCAAACUUGCCCGAGCCAUCCGAAGACUUCCGCUAUCUGCGCUGUUUGAUCGACUAUGGGCGGCUGUGCUCCAAGGCCUGGGAUGCAUUACCGCCCUUCGGCGCCCCAACACAGUCAAUCCCGAAGGACACGGUUGCCUUUCUCGACUUCACUGCACAAAGCUGGCUCAACUCGAUACCGCCGGAUCUACAGCUGCGUCACCCUCAACAUGGGGGCAUAUCAACGACACAGUCCCGUGCGGUCCGACGGCUGCGUGCCCUGCUUUACUUGCGAGGAAACCACAUUCGAACCAUGAUCCACCGUCACCACGUCAUCAGCUCGGCGAGCAUCGAGGCCGAUAUCGAAAAGGCUCGGCUGGUUGUCGAUAUAGCCAUCGACAGCAUCUCCGUCUUGGUCCACCUCAGCGAAACGAGCAACAUCUAUGAACGGCAACAGAGCGCGUUCAACUACUUCUUGCUGAGCGCGCUAGCCGUCAUAUUCCUCGCCGUCUGCCACGGCUCCAGAAUAUUCGCCGAGCCCUGCAGGCAAAGCUUCCUAGUUGCAGUCGAGCUCGUCAAGGGCUUCUCGCGCCAAGGCACGUCAAGCCGGAGGCUGUGGAAGAGCAUACGCGGGCUUCUGCCGCUGGCUCAGCGUGUAGGACUACGCGACGAUGUGAACUCCGCUCAGGGAGUUGAUUUGAACAGCCGAGUACCUCGGCAUGAUCCUACUGAUUCUUCCUAUAUCUUGGAUACGGGGGUCGAAGAGCGGCAGUCGGGGCAGCCGGUGGUGAUGGGGCCAGACCUCUCCCAUUUGCCUCCAGCCCAGCCAAUGAGCCUCAAUGCGGACUUCGGGACUGCGGCUCCAGAUGCCUUUGCCUUGAGCAAUGACCUGAUGUUCCUGUUCGACGCGUUUGGCCAGACGGAUGACGUUUGGACCAACGGAAUGCAGGAAUACACCGGAGGAGACGAGCAACAGCCUCCCCUAUCUGGGGAAGCAGAGAUUUCGCGGCAUUUUUGGGGACUUAUAUGA
Molecule: messenger RNA, 2292 nt
Organism: Colletotrichum higginsianum IMI 349063
Lineage: Eukaryota; Fungi; Ascomycota; Sordariomycetes; Glomerellales; Glomerellaceae
Product: Fungal specific transcription factor
Exons: 5
Coding region: 1-2292 (763 amino acids)
Biological process (GO): positive regulation of transcription from RNA polymerase II promoter by galactose; DNA-templated transcription
Cellular component (GO): nucleus
Molecular function (GO): zinc ion binding; DNA-binding transcription factor activity, RNA polymerase II-specific; RNA polymerase II cis-regulatory region sequence-specific DNA binding
Source: RefSeq, a predicted model, not a curated record